UUAAAAUUUCAGAUGUCGGAUUUUAAAGAUGGCGGAACAGGUCGAGGACGAGGGACGAAAAGAAAACUUGAAAACACUGGUCCGGGCGGGAAGAAAACUAAAGGAGAACUAGCUUGUCCACCUCUACCACCGAACGGAUAUCCUAAAGAGCAUCCGUUUAACCGGGAUGGAUACAGAUAUGUUCUGGCGGAACCUGACCCACAUGCUCCCUGUAGACAGGAGUUUGAUGAGAGUCAAGAUAUGGCUGGGAAACCUAUUCCCCCCUUCCUCUGUCGAGUUGUUACACCAGAAUCAGUUCUCUUGGCUCUGCAGGACCGAGCUCCUCAGCUUACAGUAUCCGAUGAUAGAUUAUGGUUAACUGGGGCUAAAUUCUACUGUACAGCUAGAGCUACACACGGAGUUAAAAAAGGGAAAUGGUAUUUUGAGGUCCGUGUUGCGGAUUUACCUGAAGGAACGGCUGUAAGGAUAGGUUGGGCGCAGAAGAACGGAAAUCUUCAAGCUCCACUUGGAUUUGACAAGUUCGGAUAUUCCUGUAGGAGUAGGAAGGGAACCAAGUUCCAUGAUAGUAUUGGAAAACAUUACUCGGACGGAUACGGGCAGGGGGACGUGGUUGGUUGUCUCCUGGAGAUGCCGGAGACUAAAGGAAUUGAUUACCUACCUCCAACCUGCAAGGAUAAACCCCUGAUAAAGUUUAAAUCCCACCUGUACUACGAGGAAAAGGACGAGAUGCAGGAGAACUUGAAGGCCCUGAAGCCCCUGGAGGGAUCCAAGAUUUCCUAUUUCUUGAACGGGAAGAGCCUAGGGGUGGCGUUCACGGAUAUUUACAGGGGUGAAUACUACCCGGCCGCCGGGCUCUUUAAACAGGCGCAUAUUAAAUUCAAUUUCGGACCGAGGUUCAAGUUUCCGCCGCAGGGAGCGCCUAAGUUUAAAGCCAUGAGUGAGCGAGUGCGUGAACUAGAAGUGGAACAGACAAUGUCGGAUAUGCGAUUUUUCAGCGACAAGGAAGGGUUAAAAAUUGAUAGUUAUGCAUUUUAAAACAUUAGAAACAAUAUUGAUGAAACAAUGUUGAUAUCUUUUUAUGUAAAAAGUUUACAAGGCAUACUACAAAGCCUAACUUCACUGACUGUUCUGUUGUAAUUAAAGAAUAAUGUUAAAUAUUACUCACGAGAAGAACUAAGAUAUUGUUAGUUCAUAUAAUUAUAUUUCAGA
This is a messenger RNA of Eurytemora carolleeae, 1209 nucleotides long. It is a transcript of the gene ash2, whose product is annotated as set1/Ash2 histone methyltransferase complex subunit ASH2. The transcript is spliced from 6 exons. Gene Ontology annotation, cellular component: Set1C/COMPASS complex. The record is from RefSeq and is a predicted model, not a curated record. NCBI's taxonomy places the organism in Eukaryota, Metazoa, Arthropoda, Copepoda, Calanoida, Temoridae. Gene Ontology annotation, molecular function: protein binding; transcription cis-regulatory region binding. Bases 13 to 1035 code for a protein of 340 amino acids.